AUGGCUGCUGUUUAUCCAAGAACUUGUUACAAAUGUGGUGAAGUCGGUCACUUAGCUGAUGACUGUCAACAAGAAGAAAGAUUGUGUUACAAUUGUCACAAACCAGGACAUGAAUCAAAUGAUUGUCCUGAUCCAAAACAAAAUACUGCCAAACAAUGUUACUCAUGUGGUGAUGUAGGUCAUAUCCAAACUGAAUGUCCAAACCAAGCUCAAGGUGCUAAAUGCUACAACUGUGGUCAAUUUGGUCACAUUUCCAAAAACUGUGAUGCUGCCCCUUCCUCCACUGACCACGCUCCAAGCUUUAAGAGAUCUUCUGGUAGAGCUUCUGGUACUACCUGUUACAAAUGUGGUGGUCCAAACCAUUUUGCUAGAGACUGUCAAGCUAACACUGUCAAAUGUUACGCUUGUGGUAAAGUUGGUCACAUUUCUAAAGAUUGUCACUCUGCUGCUGGUGGAUCCAAUUUUUCUGCUAAAACCUGUUACAACUGUGGAAAGUCUGGCCAUAUCUCAAAGGAAUGUACUGCUUGA
Messenger RNA from Candida dubliniensis CD36, 528 nucleotides. RefSeq names its product mRNA-binding translational activator (gene GIS2). The transcript has a single exon. The record is from RefSeq and is a predicted model, not a curated record. Gene Ontology annotation, cellular component: cytoplasm. Gene Ontology annotation, biological process: positive regulation of cytoplasmic translation. Gene Ontology annotation, molecular function: single-stranded RNA binding; translation regulator activity; mRNA binding. Bases 1 to 528 code for a protein of 175 amino acids. NCBI's taxonomy places the organism in Eukaryota, Fungi, Ascomycota, Pichiomycetes, Serinales, Debaryomycetaceae.